Messenger RNA from Parathielavia appendiculata, 1743 nucleotides. RefSeq lists its product as uncharacterized. Gene Ontology annotation, biological process: positive regulation of catalytic activity. The record is from RefSeq and is a predicted model, not a curated record. Bases 407 to 1516 code for a protein of 369 amino acids. NCBI's taxonomy places the organism in Eukaryota, Fungi, Ascomycota, Sordariomycetes, Sordariales, Chaetomiaceae. Gene Ontology annotation, cellular component: cell periphery; fungal-type vacuole. The transcript is spliced from 2 exons.
CCAAGCUUGUGGGUGGUCGAGAGUGGGUUCUGGUCCGAGCGUGUCGACAAGCAACGAGUGUAAGCGCGCAAAUAUGAUGUCCGGCGCAGAGCCAACACUGCCCCAACCACCUGACUGGGAGACUGGCUCGACUGGCCAUGUUCGACAACCAACUCUGUCACCCAACACAAUGUACUCGAAACGCCGCGCAUACACGUCUGACCCAUAAUUCCGUCACGGACUGCACCAUGCAGGAACAGAUUCGGGUUUUGCCCAACCUUAUUCCGCCGCGUUAAAAGACACCCCGUCCACCGCUAACCCAUGACCGACGAAUGCGACGCUUGGUCUGACUCCGAAUGCUCCGUGUUACCGCUGCUUGAGCAGUCCUUUUGCGUCCCUGGGCUGCCGGGCGUCCUCGGCCUCACAAAUGGCGGCUCCAGGCCAGCCGCCGUCAAGCUCCCAUCAUUCCGAGCCACGCCCGUCCAUAAGAUCCCCGAGCAGCGCCGGCCGCUCGUUGUCCACCCAACACAGCGCGACACGAACACUUCCUCCAUGGAUUGACUCGUACGAAACCCGAUAUGGCAGGCCGUCAGAGGACCAGCUGCGUGCGCUCACCUCGCCGCCGCCCCGUUUGCUCCCCGCCCAACACAACCACUCGCCAAGCGAAGCCCAGCGCAGAGUGUCAAGAGACGGCUUUGUCUACGAGAACCCCGCCUUUCUGGGGCUCGAGGCGGCGCGGACUUCGAGAGCGAGGCUGCGCAAGUUCCUGACGCGCAAAGAUGGUUCUGAGAGGGGUAGGAAAUGGGACCACUUGCGGUCGGCCGAACCCGUCAUCGUGCCGCGCUUCAGCCGGGCCACGCAGGAAUCGCCAUGGCGAAGCUACGUCUCGUCUUCGCGAUACGGCCGCCUGCCAAACGAGGAGGCGCAGGUUAUCGACCCUGAAGUGCUGGAUAAGCUGCAGCCCGGCCUCAUCGGCCCCGUCGACGUGCCCGACCUCAACGGCGCCAUGGCACGGAAACCGACACGGACAAGGGUGCUCUACAAGCGACUGUGGCGCAUCAUCCUGCGACAUCCGCUCGUCCCGCUUGCCUUCCGGCUGACCGUCUUGCUCACGUCCAUCGUGGCCCUGGCCCUCGGUGUGAAAAUAUACCAACUAGAACACAAAAGCGGCGAGAAUGACGGCUCGUCGGAACUCGCGCAAGCCAUCGUAGCCAUCGUCGUUGACACGGUCGCCAUCCCCUAUAUAGGCUACAUGACGUGGGACGAGUACACAGGCAAGCCGCUGGGGCUGCGGCCAACCACGCAGAAAAUCUCGCUGGUUCUCAUGGACCUGUUCUUUAUAAUCUUCAAAUCUGCGAGCACCGCCCUCGCCUUUGAAGCUUUGAUCUACCAUAAUUCGGGAGACCGGGAGACGAGGCAGUACAGCCAGGCACUGGCCUCUUUUCAGAUUAUCGGCUUGAUGGCAUGGAGUCUCACGUUGUCGGUGAGCGUCUUCCGCUUGGUGCAGAAACUUGCCGGAGGUGAUGACGGCAGGUGAAGGCGUUUGGGUGGUAUUAAAGGCCCUGACAAACAAGGAAUGGAUGGCUCUUGGGUUAAAUGGAUCUCUUUCUGGGGCUGUAAUUCCUUUUGUACUUUUAUUUGGCUUGGAUUGGUAUACCCGCAGUGUUACAGACGACAGUUUAUCAUGUGUGGGUAUGUGCAUUGUUGUAUAUGACUAUGAGGUACUUCUCUUUGAGGUAUUUCUCUUAUAAACGAUAUCAAAGC